UUCACUCUGUGAGGUGCCUGGCAGUAUAUAAGCAGCCUACGUUUGAACUAAUCGUGCUGACAGAUUUGAAGAUAUCAGGUAAUUAGGUCUCCAUAUAGAGCAAGAUGAGCAGCAACAAGAAAACUGGCAUUGAAAAUGACAAGAACUACAUUAAACUGAGUGGAGGUAACCCCUCAGUCUACAAACUGAACCUGAAAGACAUGGGAAGACAGCAUCUUAACAAAAAGGACUUUGGAUGUCCUUCCAAUCUCAUAACAACAAACAAAACAAUAAUGCUCCUGGGUGCUACUGGUUCAGGGAAGACAACUCUCAUCAACGGCAUGAUCAACUACAUUCUGGGCGUGAAAUGGAGUGAUGAAUGGAGACUCAAACUUAUAGAUGAGCAGACCAAUAAGACACAAGCAGAGAGCCAGACUGCAGAGGUCACAGCCUAUCAAAUUCAUUGUCAGAAUGGCUUCAGGGUUCCUUAUUCUGUCACAAUCAUAGAUACGCCAGGGUUUGGAGACACUAGGGGAAUCAUGCAUGACAGGAGAUCACUGAGAAAUUCGAAGUUCUUCUCUGAGCAAGAUGGUAUUCUUGGAAUCGAUGCUGUGUGUUUUGUGGUACAGUCAGCUUUAGCUCGACUAACACAAACCCAGAAAUACAUUUUUGAAGCUGUUCUUUCAAUCUUUGGAAGGGAUAUUGCAAACAACAUCACCAUUAUGAUCACUUUCGCUGAUGGGCAGAAACCUCCUGUGCUAGAUGCAAUUGAAGCUGCUGAUAUCCCUUGUAUAAAAAAAGAUGAUGGAACCUUUCUUCAUUUCAAAUUCAACAACUCUGCACUUUUUGCUCAAAAUAAAGAGUUGGAGGAUAAUGACGAUGAAGACAACUUUGAUGCAAUGUUCUGGAAAAUGGGCACAGUAAGCAUGAAAAGAUUCUUCGCUCACCUGGAAACAAUGGAGACAAAGAGUCUCCAGCUCACAAACCAGGUGCUGUUUGAACGCAAACAGCUGGAGGCAACUGUAACUGGAAUCCAGCCACUCAUCCAAACUGGUCUGGCAAAACUUGAUGAAAUUAAAAUGACAUCAGUAGCACUGGAACAGAAACAGUAUGUCAUGAAGGAAAAUGAAAAUUUUGAAUAUCAGGUUGAUACCCCAAAGUAUGAAAAAGUAAACAUUGAAAAAGGAAAAUUUAUAACCAAUUGUAUUGUUUGCAACUAUACCUGCCAUUAUCCAUGUGCUAUUCCAGUAGACAAAGAUAAAGCAAUGUGUUCAGCAAUGAAAAAUGGCUGCUGCGCUGUGUGCCCUGGUAAAUGCCUCUGGAAUGUGCAUCACAACAUGGCAUAUAGAAUUGAAAUCAAAACUGUGAAGGAGACAAGAACAUAUAAUGAGCUGAAAAAUAAAUAUGAAACUGCUCUGGGAGAAAAGAUGACAAUAGAGAAAAUUAUGCAGCAGUUGGAGAAGGAGUAUUAUGAUGUUCAAAUCAGUGUCUUUCAGAUGAGUGAGAAACUAGCCAAAAGCCUCACACGCCUGAAGGAAAUUGCUCUUCGUCCAGAUCCCUUGGCCACACCAGACUACAUAGAUCUACUGAUUGAGUCUGAAAAGCAAAUGGCCAAAGAAGGAUUCAGAAAGCGCAUUGCUGAGUUGGAAAAGAUAAAACAACAAGCUUUGAUUCUGCAGAAGGUGGAGAGAGGUGAGCCACUCACUGGGCAUGAGGAACGUAGCCGAAUCAACAUAACCAAGAGAAUGCUUGGAGUGUUUAACAACGUGGCAGGAUGGUUUAAACAAGCGAAAUAGUUUGGCAGUUUUCAAUGUAAAAAUAAUUUCUCGCACAAAAGAAAGUAUUGAAAUAAGCCCAUUGCAUUCAGCAUAACAAUGACUAUUACUGGUGUUUGUGUUAUUUUUUCUUUAUUUUGAUCUUUGAACCAGAUAUAGACAUAACCACCUUCGUUUGAGUAAUGAUGUGAGAUAAGCCUUUAUCUAAAUACUUGUGAGCUCUUCAUUUCCUAGAUUUUAAAGUAAAUACCAUGUUUGGCAUGAUUAAUCAGUGGUUAAUAAAAAUAUUAUAACUGUAUUCUUUGUAACUACAAGCCUCCAGUAACAUUGUAGUAUCUAAAGAGAAUGUGACUAAAUAUGUACAAUCAGUUUGAUUUAAACAUUUUUGUAAAAAUGACCACUAUGAUAAAAUAUUGUUCUCUGCACUACCUAUGCAUGUCUGUUGAUUAACUUCACUUUUAAGAUCGCCUCGUCCAACAUGUGACAAGGUAAUGUACAUCAAUCUUUUCCUUUCAUUUUCAAUAAACAAUAAAUGAUCAUUAUUUCA
Messenger RNA from Electrophorus electricus (electric eel), 2301 nucleotides. RefSeq lists its product as uncharacterized. The record is from RefSeq and is a predicted model, not a curated record. Lineage: Eukaryota; Metazoa; Chordata; Actinopteri; Gymnotiformes; Gymnotidae. Gene Ontology annotation, molecular function: GTP binding.